This is a messenger RNA of Onychomys torridus (southern grasshopper mouse), 1713 nucleotides long. It is a transcript of the gene Scly, whose product is annotated as selenocysteine lyase. The coding region runs from base 48 to 1196 and encodes 382 amino acids. The transcript has 11 exons. NCBI's taxonomy places the organism in Eukaryota, Metazoa, Chordata, Mammalia, Rodentia, Cricetidae. The record is from RefSeq and is a predicted model, not a curated record.
UAGGGGCGCUCAGGCUUGGGGUGACCGGACCCGCUGGCGAUCAGGAGAUGGACGCGGUGCGGAGAAGCGCGCGGGGCCGUGCAGACAGUCCACCCGACAGGAAGGUCUAUAUGGAUUACAACGCCACCACACCUCUGGAGCCUGCAGUCAUCCAGGCUGUGACAGAGGCCAUGAGGGAAGCCUGGGGCAACCCCAGCAGCUCCUACGUGGCAGGUAGGAAGGCCAAGGACAUUAUAAACACAGCUCGGGCGAGCCUGGCCAAGAUGAUAGGGGGGAAGACUCAGGACAUCGUCUUCACUUCCGGGGGAACUGAGUCAAAUAAUCUAGUAAUCCACUCCAUGGUGAGAUAUUACCAUGAACAGCGGACCCUGAAGGGGCACGUGAUUGACCAGCACAGCCCUGAGGAGGGGGCCAGGCCCCAUUUUAUCACUUGCACCGUGGAACAUGACUCGGUCCGGCUGCCCCUGGAGCACCUAAUGGAAGACCAAGUGGCAGAGGUCACUUCUGUCCCGGUAUCGAAGGUGAACGGGCAGGCAGAGGUUGAGGAUGUCCUGGCGGCUGUCCGACCCACCACAUGCCUCGUGACCAUCAUGCUGGCCAAUAACGAGACCGGCGUCAUCAUGCCUGUCCCCAAGAUCAGUCGACGUAUUAAGGCCCUGAACCAGAGCCGGGCUGCCUCCGGCCUGCCCCAAAUCCUCGUGCACACAGACGCUGCUCAGGCACUGGGAAAGAGGCGGGUGGAUGUAGAGGACCUGGGUGUGGACUUCCUGACCAUCGUGGGUCACAAGUUCUACGGUCCCAGGAUUGGUGCUCUGUAUGUACGAGGGGUCGGUAAACUUACCCCCCUGUACCCCAUGCUGUUUGGAGGUGGACAAGAGCGGAAUUUCAGGCCAGGGACUGAGAACACGCCCAUGAUUGCUGGCCUUGGGAAGGCUGCUGAGCUGGUGACUGAAAACUGUGAGGCAUAUGAGGCUCACAUGAGAGACAUCCGGGACUACCUGGAGGAGAGACUGGAGGCUGAAUUUGGGAAGAGAAUCCAUCUGAACAGCCGGUUUCCAGGGGUGGAGAGACUUCCCAACACCUGCAACUUUUCCAUCCAGGGGUCCAAGCUCCAAGGGUACAUGGUGCUUGCACAGUGCCAGACGUUGCUGGCCAGUGUGGGAGCUUCAUGCCACUCAGAUCAUGAAGACCGGUGAGUACUCUUAGCUACACCCUGCUCUCAAGUGGAGGUUGGUGGCUGAGCCGCAGACUCACACAGGGGAGAAGGGUUCUGCUCCUAGCUGGGAGCAGGUAUGGGUGCCUGUGCAUGGGAGUGGAGCUUGGCUCUGGGACAGCAGCCAGCUAUCAAUACUGGGUCCAGAGCUGGUGGGAUGGUACGUGGGCAUGUGAAGGAAGAAUACAGAGGGUCUCUGUGCCAGCCAGCAGAGAAAGACAAGGACCAGGGAAUCAGCGCUUCACAGAGGAGAGAAAGGAUCUAUGGAGGCCAACGAUGCCUUGAGUCCAGCAUCUGGGGGCCGAGGCUCCGUCAGGAGCAGGGAGACUGGAGCCAGCUGGAGAGCAGGGGCAAGUGGGAGGUGCGGAUGGGAAGGGCACAGGGGCUGCCCCAAUGAAGCACUAGAUGGCAUUGUUCAACACUGACCAUGACCCCAGUAUAGGAAAGCUCCAGGAGCCAGGGCUCAGGGCAGAGCUGAACACAGGUGGUGGGUGCAUGGG